AAUGUUAGUUGAAAUAUAGAUAAAUAAUGUGUUAGUAUUUCAUAUCGCGUAGUUCAUCAUCGUAGUUCUUGAUAGGUCUGUGACGAGUUCGGUAAUGGUGGCCAUGUCAUGAAAAUCCCCACAGCCAUGGAUGAUAGCUCCGUGUCUCAUCACAACGGAGGGCAAGUGGGAUCUCAAAUAGGAGUCAGUGUAAAUAACAAACAAAAUGACGAACCUAGUCAAAAUGUCCAGUAUUCGAUACCGGGCAUUUUGCAUUUCAUCCAACACGAAUGGGCGAGAUUCGAGUUGGAGAGAUCACAAUGGGAAGUGGACAGAGCCGAGUUUGAGGCACGGAUUGCCUUCCUCCAAGGCGAGAGGAAGGGUCAGGAAAAUCUAAAGAAUGACCUUGUCAGGCGGAUCAAGAUGUUAGAAUACGCCCUUAAGCAAGAGAGAGCGAAGUUUCACAAGCUCAAAUAUGGUGUGGAGUUGCAGCAGGGCGAUGUGCGCCCACCACCAGAGGAGCCCCCUAUGGAACCAGAACCGGCAGAGCGAGUGCAAUGGAAGCAAGGUCGCCAGCUCAUCAAACAGUAUCUACAGGAAAUAGGAUACACGGAUACUAUCCUGGAUGUGCGUUCAAACCGCGUGCGGACGCUUCUGGGCAGCUGCAGCGAAGGCCCCGAGGACCCGAUCCUACGCAGCAGCUACGACAAGCAACGCGAACGAUGCGAUCCACUUAACUUUAUUCGCAAAGUUAACUAUGGUGGCAAAGAGCCUCGCAAAGGUGGGCCUGGCGGGUACAACGAAGAGGGGCUCUCCGUGCAGGAGACAGCCGCCGUCUUCGCUAACUUUGAGUUCCUGGCCAACCAAGAGAUGGAUAUGGAUGAAAUCGACGAUUUGGACGCUAAGCAGCCCCACCACGCCUCCGGUGAGGAAGUGGACCAUGAAGCAGAGGAAGUCCUGAACGAGUUGAACUUGCUGACGGAGAGUGAAGCCGACACCGGUGGACAGGGUGAUGACUACCCAGUUGUGAAAUUCCCAGGCGGAGGCGGCGGCGCGACAGGUGGAGCGGGGGAAGCUGAUGAGGAACCGCUGGCGCUCGGCGAGCUGGCGCAGCUCACCGUUAGCAAUGAGCCCGAAGCCUACGACGUCAAUAGCGCCAACAAGGAGUCCUUCCGCAAGACCUGGAAUGCCAAGUACACGUUGCGCUCGCACUUCGACGGGGUUCGAGCGCUAGCAUUUCACCCGACGGAGGCGGCGCUAGUGACCGCGUCGGAAGACCAUACAUUAAAGCUUUGGAAUCUCCAACGCACUGUACCCGCGAAGAAGUCGGCCGGACUGGACGUGGAGCCGCUGUACACGUUCCGCGGGCACACGGCGCCCGUACUGUGUUUGGCGAUGGGCGCGCCGCGUUCCGAGGAGUGUUUUUCGGGCGGGCUGGACGGCACCAUCCGCGUGUGGAAUUUGCCGCCACCCACGGCCGACCCCUACGAUCCGUACGACCCCGCCGUGCAGGGUCCGGUGUUGGUGUGGCACACGGACGCUGUGUGGUCGCUGGCCAGCGCCCACGGCCGGCUGCUGUCAGCGUCGGCCGACGGCACGGCGCGCCUCUGGGCACCGCGAGCUGCGCGCCCACUAUUGGCCACGCUGCGCGUUGACGACGCGCCCACCGCGCCUGCGCCUGCCGCCGCUGACUUCGCCGAUGCGGGCGCGCGCGCCGCCGUCGUGUACCGCGACGGCUCCCUGCUGCUCUACGACCUUGAGACCACGCAGCCUGUGCUUCGCGUGUCGUGCGACAGUCCGGCCAACCGUGUGCGGUCGCACCCGACGCUCCCGCUCCUGGUGACGGCACACGAGGACCGCCACAUCCGCUUUUGGGACGCGGUGUCCGGCCGAUGCGCACAUGCUAUGGUGGCGCACCUGGACGCUGUAACGGGACUGGCGUUGGACCCUAACGGGCUGUUCCUGCUAUCGGGCUCGCACGACUGCUCCGUGCGCCUCUGGAACCUUGACACCAAGACGUGUGUGCAGGAGAUCACUGCGCAUCGCAAGAAGUUCGACGAGAGCAUCUUGGACGUGGCGUUCCACCCGCUGCGGCCCUACAUCGCGAGCGCCGGCGCUGACGGUCUCGCCAAAGUGUUCGUCUGAGCGCCCCACCCUAUAUACAUAGUAUAUAUAUAUAUAUAUAUAUAUUACAUGUAAUUUUACUUUCGUUACGAAAUCUUAAGCGCAGUAGCGAGUGCGGAUCAGGUCGCUCUAGGCCGUAGCGGGGGCGAAGCACGGCGUCGGCGCAGAUCUAGUCGCGGGGCCGGCGCGCCCUCUCUUCAACGUAUUUAAUAUUGUAAUGGACGCUCGACGCUCGUUAUAAGCGCGUAGUGAACACUCAUCUAUGUAUAGACAUUUGAAAUCUAUUAUAAUAUAUUUUUAGACUUUCAGUAUGUGGAUUUUAGGUUUUUAUUGCGACUUUUUCACCGAUUUACGAUACGCAGUGAGAAUAUUGUUCGUUUCUAAGCCUCUGUAAGCGAGACCUUGUAAUAAAUAUCAUGUGGAUAUCGACGAAGUUUCUUUGGUACGUCUUUAUGUUACGUGUCUGUACAGUUAGAUGUUAUGCAAUAUUUGGUAAUCUUUUGCAAGAACGAAUGGUGUUUCUUAGCUAGUAUGUUUUAUUUAAAUCGAUUGGAUUUCUAUAGAGAAUGUUUUUGUUUUGUGACAUGUUAAUGAUUGAUAAAACAUGUUCUCAUAAUAUUUUACGCGGAUGAUGAGCGAUCGAACAAAAUAUGAUGAUUAGAAGUACUAUAUCGAAAAUAACAUAAGUAAUGUUUGUUCAUAACGAGU
Messenger RNA from Hyposmocoma kahamanoa, 2811 nucleotides. RefSeq names its product striatin-3 (gene Cka). The transcript has 8 exons. Gene Ontology annotation, molecular function: protein binding. Bases 109 to 2124 code for a protein of 671 amino acids. The record is from RefSeq and is a predicted model, not a curated record. Lineage: Eukaryota; Metazoa; Arthropoda; Insecta; Lepidoptera; Cosmopterigidae.